Messenger RNA from Prionailurus viverrinus (fishing cat), 6526 nucleotides. It is a transcript of the gene ASB2, whose product is annotated as ankyrin repeat and SOCS box containing 2. Gene Ontology annotation, biological process: regulation of transcription by RNA polymerase II; intracellular signal transduction. The record is from RefSeq and is a predicted model, not a curated record. The transcript has 9 exons. Gene Ontology annotation, cellular component: nucleus. Lineage: Eukaryota; Metazoa; Chordata; Mammalia; Carnivora; Felidae. Gene Ontology annotation, molecular function: RNA polymerase II-specific DNA-binding transcription factor binding. The coding region runs from base 4363 to 6009 and encodes 548 amino acids.
AAAAAAAAAAAAAUCUCAUCCGUCUCCAGCAGCCAGCUGACUUUCUGUGUGGCCUUGGGCAAGUCCCGUAAGCUCUCUUAGCAACAGGGGACAGACCGUCUCUAAUAUCCAGUCUCAGUUGACAGGGUUGAAGGUGGGUGGUGGUACCUCCCAGCCCUGUCCUGAUGAUAGCCACCAGGCGCUCCCCAAAGUGACUUUGGCCCUUGCUGAGGCUGGACCUCCUCUGCCAGGCAGGUUGGGCAAGGACUCAGGCUGCCCGCACUGAGGAACCCCUUCUAAGGGGGAAGAUGGGCAGCCUCCUUGGGCGGCAGGAAGGAGUAGGAAGCACCAGGUAACGGGGCUGCACCUGAGGGUGUCCCAUUCUGGAACCCAGCCUUAGAAACAGAAGUGACUUCAUGGCCGGUGCUCUGGGAGGCCCUGGUUCCUGUUCCGGCUGGUUCAUCCUAAGUCAGACCACAAGUUCCUCUUUCUCAAGAGGAGAUCAGAUAGAGAGAACAUCCCCUGGGGUAUCUGCAGCCUUCUCCCCAGUGUGGGGGGGCCCCACCCCCCGGCCUCCUGGGGACACUUACAAACAUUAGAACCGAGUGGGCUCGUGGGGUCCGGACCCUGACCUCCUCUUUCCUCUGGUGGGCAAGGAAGGACAGACCCACCAUGGGACACAAACCCUUAUCCAGCCUCCUGAGACAAAAGCUCUCACAGAGGAAGGGAAAUGACUUACCCAGGGUCGCACAGCCAUCGCCUAAGUUCCAGGCACAAGUAAUACAGGGGAGGGGGUUGACCCUGCACCUUCUCACUCCUGACGGGAGCUGAAAUCUCCCAGAUUCAGCUCUGCCCUUUCAUCUCUGGAAGACGGGCAGGCUUGGGUCCUGCUGGGGAAGCCCAUGCCUCCCCCACCCCCCGCCCCGCCCCAGAUGCACACUGAGUGCUUUCCAUGUGCCCAGCACACAGCCUUUCAGCUAAUCCUUCCCAAAGCCGCGCAAGGUGGACAUUUCUGGGCUCGAUGUUAUAAACGUGCGCACAGCAGGACCAGGAACAGAACCGACGUCUGUCCCGCUCGGACGCUCGGACGCUUAACCAGCUCUGCCCAUCCUGCAAAGGCCUCUUUCCGUGCCUCUCCUUCCUCCGCUUUGAAGUGGGGUUUGGGUCUCAUUACAGCCACCUCCUACCCACAGAGUUUCAGGGUCCCCAAUGGCAAGAGACACACCGGUUCGUGCCCACGUUCCCAGACAUGGCAUUUCAAGAAGCACAGGACCCAGUAGAAUCCUUUUAUCCCCAAAUAGCAGAGUCGCCAUCCAAAGCCCAGAGCAGGUGUCGAGACAGGACAUCGUACAUGUCCCAGGGCUCCACAUGGCUGGCUCCUUCUCAAUGGAAGGUCACCUCCUCAGCAAAUCCUGCCUGAUCACCCUUCCAGGUGAAACAGGUCUCCCCCUUACUCGCUCCCUUGGCUGUUUCCUUCAUCGCCCCGACUAUGACUUACAGUUUCUAUGUACUUGUUUCGGCCACGAGGGCGGGGGCCUCACUCAUCUUCCUUCCUGUGAAGCCUCUUGUCUAGCACACAGCUCUUGACCCAUAGCAGCCACCAAAUGGCUGUCUGUGAGCAACUAUUGGGUGAAUAAAGGAAUGUAUAGAAAGGUAGCAGAGUAGAGUGGAAAGAGAAGUGGGUUUGGAGGUUCAAAUCCUUCUUCUGUUACAUACUGGCUGUGUGACCUUAGGCACGUUACUUAACCUUUCUGAGUCCCAACAAUCCUAUCCUUAAAAUGGUAAUAACAAAAACUUGCCUAGCCGACAUGCAGUGUUCUUAUGAAAAGCAAAUAAAAAUGGCACCUUCUUCACAUCUCCCGGCUUGAGUUGACCUUCCCCACCUCCUCUCUGAGCACCCAGAGCGCCCACGUCAUGACCGCCUCUGUUUCAUGGACAAGCUUUUGCGUCACUAUAGGAAGGCAUUAUCUGGCCUCCUGAGAGUGUCCCCAACUAUACUAUACAACCUCUUUGGGGACAGGGAGCAGAUAUUGCCUACUUUGUAUCCUCAGUGCCCGGCAAAGGGCCUAGAUUGUUGUAGGUGCCCAAGAAAUGUUUUGAGGCAAAUAACUGCAUUUCAAAACCAAUAAAAUGCUCUAUAAAUAUAAUUUAUUGUUAUCACCUUGUGACCAAAAUGGCAACUGUGGACGCAAAGGUCAACUGAGACUUCGGGGUCCUAGAAAUGAAAGCCAGAUCCACAUCCCAGAGAAAAUGUAACGUCCCCUUCUAAAGCCAUUUUUUUUCCAAUUUGCUUCUCUCCCACCGCGAUGUAAGGGAUGAAGUCAAAAACAUGCAUAGGGAUCAUCUGCUGAACUUUGGCCCCCUGAGGGCUCCCUGAAAGGCAGACCCAACUUCCCAUCCCAUGGAGAAGUAGGGUUCAUGCACCCAUGAACCAGAGAGCCCAAGGUUACGAUGAUGGACCAGCCCACAGUGGGCCCAGGAAUCUGGGUCUUCCCAGUCUUUAAACUUCUGCGCGUUUUUAAGGUUACAUUUCUAAGACGACAGUGGAGGAAAGCAUAAAGUAGAAAUUUGUUUGGGUUGAUGUGUGCACAACUGCAGAGAAUUCAAAUCAAACCACCCACACCGACCGUGCUCUUAGGAGGUGCCAGGUGCCUUCUUGGCACCUGGAUGUGAAUCAGGCCUCGUCCCUCUCCUCCCCAAGUUUGCAGUCUAACAAGGGUCCCAGAUGUACACAAUGGCCCAACAGGAAGGGCGCAGCAAAGAGGCUUGCCUCAGUUUCAGAAGGACACAGAGAGGGUCGAUUCCCUUAGUCAAGCAGGUGAGUUUUGCAGGAUGACUAGGAGUUCGCGAAGUAGGCUGGAGGAAGCAAACCUCUUUGACCCUCUGGUUUGAGCCACCGGUGUUCAGCCGGGUCCAGCCGAAUUUAAUGCCCUCCCUGGGGUUGUCAGCUCUCGGAGAAGUUGGGGAGCCUUGUCAUUGCAGCCCAGGUCCCCACUCUCCCUGAGCCUGACCCGUGUCUAGAGUAGGGGCCAGGACUUUUGGUGACAGUGCUGUACUCCUGACCCCCCCGAGCUGCCGCCUACGUGAAGGACAGGGGCCCUACCUGGGCCUCUUCCAGGGCACGACCUUUGCCCACAUCCUGCCAGGUUUCUCUUACCUCUGAUGACUAACCCCGGUGGUUUUCUCUGCUGGGAAUUCCCCCCCUGCCUCGGGGCUGAGGGGAAGUGGGGCCCGCAGCCUUGACCGGACCGGCUCCCCAUGUAGCGUGAGGCUCAGCUCAGCACUCGGUCGCUCUGAGCGCUUGCCCUGCCCAUCCCCCUAAAGCCGAGUUCACGACUGACCACAGGGUUCCAGGAGGAGUCCCUGCUCUCUUUCCCCCCUCCCCGGAGACUCUAUGGUCUGCAUCCCGGGCCCUGGCACAAGGCUUGGGACGGAGCAGGGAGUGGGAAACUCUUGUUGCACGGGGCUCGGUCUGCCUGCUUCCUCCUCUGCGAAACGGGAACAACAUCCAGCUGGUGGGGAGGACAGAAGUGAGGCGAGGCCCUGCACGGUCGUGAGGGACAUCCCCGUCACCACAGCUGUCACCCCCAGCCGCCUCGCCGUCCCUGUCUUGCUGUAGUUAUUUUGCCAUCAGAGAUAGUCCUGGUCUUAGGGUGGUGUGAUGGGUUUUUAUUGGCGCUUAUUGUCUUGCUAAAAACAUCCUGACAGCAGUAACACACGGGCCAGUGAUGAAGGUGGCUGGGACUCCAGGAUCCUGCGCAGACAGAGACCCAGAGCUUUGUCAGGACCACACAGUGGGGGGGGGGGGGGGGGGGGUGCUGUGAGCUGGGCCCCAGGCCGCCUUCCACCCUGCCCAGCAUGCUCCGCUUUCCGGGGGGUGGAGAGGGGCCUCGGCGGGGCCAGGCUUUGCACAACCGCCCCCUUCCCAGGAUGUGGUCUCUUAGAUCUGUUUGACACGCAAAGUUUCCACGUGAGUUCAUUUCAGCAAAGGCUCCGCAGCUACAGAAGCAGUGGGGAAACCCCCCCCCCCCGUCCGGUCGCACCUCCACAUCUAACAAAUGAGGAAACUGAGGCACAAAGGGGGGCGGGGGCUUGCUCAAAGUCGCAGGGCCGGUCAGAGUAGAGCCCUUAGAGCCAGAGACAGGAUGAAGAGGCAGGAGGCAGGGGCAUCAGGACCUCUGCAGACAGACCUGAGUCGGCCUCUGCUCUGCUCAGCUGCGUGCGAGCCCGGGGCAGUGACCCACCUCCCGGAGCCUCAGUUUACCCGUCUGUCAAGGGUGAGGACGUUGGUACCUGCUCUAGAGGACUGAUGGAUGGGCGCACACAGGUGGUGGUCAGGAAAGGUCGACUGUGCCUCCUGAGAACUCGCCUGCCUCGGGCCCCAUGGGCCUGUUCCAAGGGGUCAUGCAGAAAUACAGGAACUCCCAGCUGGCGCCUGUGGACCCGGUGCUGAAGGCCAUCAAGGAAGGUGAUGAAGAGGCCUUGAAGGCUAUGAUCAAGGCGGGCAAGAACCUCGCAGAGCCCAACAAGGAGGGCUGGCUGCCGUUGCAUGAGGCGGCCUACUACGGCCAGCUGAGCUGCCUCAAGGCCCUGCAGCAAGCAUACCCUGCAGUCAUCGACCAGCGCACCCUGCAGGAGGAAACGGCCCUUUACCUGGCGACGUGCAGGGGACACCUGGACUGCCUCCAAUUCCUCCUCCAGGCUGGCGCCGAGCCUGACAUCUCCAACAAGUCCCGAGAGACCCCGCUCUACAAAGCCUGUGAGCGCAAGAACGCGGAGGCGGUGAGGAUGCUGGUGCAGUACAACGCGGACACCAAUCACCGCUGCAACCGAGGCUGGACCGCUUUGCACGAGUCUGUUUCUCGCAACGACCUGGAGGUCAUGGAGAUCCUGGUGAGCAGAGGCGCCAAGGUGGAAUCCAAGAACGCCUAUGGCAUCACCCCCUUGUUCGUGGCCGCCCAGAGCGGGCAGCUGGAGGCCCUGAGGUUCCUGGCCAAGUACGGCGCCGACAUCAACACGCAGGCCAGCGACUGCGCGUCCGCCCUCUACGAGGCUUGCAAGAACGACCACGAGGAUGUGGUGGAGUUUCUGCUGUCGCAGGGCGCCGAUGCCAACAAGGCCAACAAGGACGGCAUGCUCCCGCUGCACAUCGCCUCCAAGAAAGGCAACUACAGGAUCGUGCAGAUGCUGCUGCCGGUGACCAGCCGCACGCGCGUGCGCCGGAGCGGCAUCAGCCCGCUGCACCUGGCGGCCGAGCGCAACCACGACGCGGUGCUCGAGGCGCUGCUGGGCGCGCGCUUCGACGUGAACGCGCCGCUGGCGCCCGAGCGCGCGCGCCUCUACGAGGACCGCCGCAGCUCCGCGCUCUACUUCGCCGUGGUCAACAACAACGUGUACGCCACCGAGCUGCUGCUGCUCGCCGGCGCCGACCCCAACCGCGACGUCAUCAGCCCCCUGCUCGUGGCCAUCCGCCACGGCUGCCUGCGCACCAUGCAGCUGCUGCUGGACCACGGCGCCAACAUCGACGCCUACAUCGCCACGCACCCCACCGCCUUCCCCGCCACCAUCAUGUUCGCCAUGAAGUACCUGUCGCUGCUCAAGUUCCUCAUGGACCUCGGCUGCGACGGCGAGCCCUGCUUCUCGUGCCUGUACGGCAACGGCCCGCACCCGCCCGUCCCGCCGCCCUCCAGCCGCUUCAGGGACGCGCCCGCCACGGAUAAGGCGCCCGGCGUGGUGCAGUUCUGCGAGAUCCUGUCUGCCCCGGAGAUGAGCCGCUGGGCAGGGCCCAUCAUCGACGUCCUCCUGGACUACGUAGGCAACGUGCGUCUCUGCUCGCGGCUGAAGGAGCACAUCGACAGCUUCGAGGACUGGGCUGUCAUCAAGGAGAAGGCAGAACUCCCGAGGCCCCUGGCUCACCUGUGCCGGCUGCAAGUGAGGAAGGUGGUUGGAAAGCACCGCAUAAAACUCCUGGAUGCGUUGCCCCUCCCGGGCAGGCUGAUUCGGUACCUGAAACACGAGAAUACCCAGUAACCAAGGCCGCGUGGAGGAGUCGCUCCUCGGACUGUCACUAAGCCUCAGGACAGCCGUGGCCCCAAAUCCCAGGGGGUCUGAUGACAGAACGAGGCCGUGGGUUGGCCUCCGUGGCAGCUGGGGCAGCUGCCGUGACCUCACCAGGUCUCUGGGCCAGAGCUUUGCCCGGACCAGAGAACACAACGUGUCAAGUGGGAGAAAAACCCGUGUUUGUUUUCAACCUGAUGAGUAGAGCCCAGACUUUCUCUGCCGUUGGGAAUGGCAGAGGCCCCAAGGGCAGAAGUUGGGGGGGGUGGGCGGCAGGUGGGAGCCUGCAGGGCAGCCGCAGCCCCGCCCCCGACGCUUUCAGGGAUGAGUCUGCCUUUCGGAGACAACCUGCCACCGGGCUGUCCCGGUCCCCUCCCACUUUGUCUGUAAAACUCUCCACUUGACUCCUGAGCUUUUUUCCUGGAGGUGUGAUCCGGCGGGGGUGGGUGGGGGACCCACUUGUCAAGUACAAUAAAUGUUGCACAGAUGA